AAAAAAAAAAAAAAAAAAAAAAAAAAGAUUUAGAACCUCCCUGGAAAAUGGGAAAACUCUUAAAAUAAAAAAAAACGACUUUCAACCCUUGAAAAAUCUCAAGGCCGCCCUUCCUCAACUACUUCAUUGAUUCCAAUAGUAAGAAAUUCCUUUAUUAAAGGAUCUUCAUUCCUAUAUAAAGUCAUCACCUCUUUCGUCAUCCUCUCAUUCAUUUCAUUCAUUUUACAAAUCUUUUCAUACACUUUAGCUUUUAAUAUAUUUUCAAUUUUCAUACUUUAACAUAAACGGUCCACAUUAUAUUCCAUAUAUAUACAUAACCUAAGCUUUUUUUUUAUUUAGCAACCCAAACAGUCUUACUACAAGUUUCAUUUUUUUUCUUUGACAAUCAUAACAAUUUUUUGAUUCAUUCAUACUUAUCAUCGAACGCAAUUUGGGUUGUGUUUUUGAUUUGAUAACGACGAAGAAAAAGAGGUGUAACAAGUUUUAUUCUUGGCUAUAAUUUGGUGUUAUUAAGGAAGUAUGGAUGGGGCGGAUAUGGCUAAGUUUGGUGGGAGUUUACGACGAAAUGGUUCGGUGUGGAGGAGCCAAAUGUCGGACGCAGUGUUUUCGCAAUCGACGAGGGAGGAGGAUGAUGAAGAGGCUCUAAAAUGGGCUGCUCUUGAGAAACUUCCUACGUAUGAUCGUCUAAGGAAAGGUAUAUUGACGGCGUCUCAUGGUGUUGGUAAUGAGAUUGAUAUUCAAGCUCUUGGGUUUAAUGACAAAAAGAGUCUUGUUCAAAGGUUGAUUAAUGUUACUGAGGAAGAUAAUGAGAAGUUCUUGUUAAAACUCAAGAACAGAAUUGAAAGGGUUGGGAUUGAUAUACCAACAAUUGAAGUGAGAUAUCAGAAUCUAAAUAUUGAAGCAGAAGUAUAUGUUGGAAGUAGAGCUUUACCAUCAUUUGUUAAUUUUUUGACAAAUAUUGUUGAGAGUGCUUUGAACUACUUGCAUCUACUUCCCAACCGAAAGAAGCAUUUAACUAUUCUUCAUGAUAUCAGUGGUAUUGUCAAGCCAAACAGGAUGACAUUACUUUUGGGUCCACCAAGUUCUGGGAAAACAUCUCUGCUUCUAGCUUUGGCAGGGAAGCUUGACAAAGAGCUUAAGGUUUCUGGGAGAGUAACAUACAAUGGACAUGACAUGAAUGAGUUUGUACCACAAAGAACAGCUGCUUACAUUAGCCAACAUGAUGUGCAUAUUGGUGAAAUGACUGUGAGAGAAACCUUUGCUUAUGCUGCUAGAUUCCAGGGUGUUGGAUAUCGAUAUGAAAUGUUAGCUGAGUUAUCUAGAAGGGAGAAAGAAGCUAACAUUAAGCCUGAUCGCGACAUUGAUCUUUUCAUGAAGGCCUCAGCAGUUGAAGGCGAAGAGGAAAAUGUCGUUACCGAUUAUAUCCUAAAGAUUUUAGGAUUAGAGAAUUGCGCUGAUACCAUGGUAGGAGAUGAGAUGAUAAGAGGUAUUUCUGGUGGACAAAGGAAGAGAGUUACAACUGGUGAAAUGUUAGUUGGUCCAGCUAAGGCAUUGUUUAUGGAUGAAAUAUCAACUGGUUUAGACAGUUCUACUACAUACCAAAUUGUGAACUCAAUCCGUCAAUCAGUCCAUAUUCUCAAUGGAACCGCGGUCAUAUCUCUUCUACAACCAGCACCUGAAACAUACAACCUUUUCGAUGAUAUCAUCCUUCUUUCGGAUGGUCUCAUUGUGUACCAAGGUCCUAGAGAACAUGUACUCGAGUUCUUUGAGUCCAUGGGGUUCAAGUGUCCGGACAGAAAAGGUGUUGCCGAUUUCUUGCAGGAAGUGACUUCUAAGAAAGAUCAGCAACAAUACUGGAUAAGAAGGAAUGAGCCUUACCGUUUUGUUCCAUCAAAGGAAUUCGCCGAGGCAUUCCAAUCUUUCCAUGUUGGACGGAAGAUUGCUCAAGAGCUAAGUGUCCCCUUUGAUAAGACUAAAAACCACCCGGCUGCUCUAACAACACACAAGUACGGUGUUGCACCAAUGGAAUACAUCAAAGCAAACAUGUCUAGAGAGUACUUAUUGAUGAAGAGGAACUCCUUUGUCUACAUCUUCAAGAUUUGUCAGCUUACUAUAAUGGCUAUCAUUGCAAUGACCUUGUUCUUCCGUACCAAGAUGCAUAGGAAAACCGUCACAGAUGGUGGCAUCUACACCGGUGCACUAUUUUUCUCGGUGGUGAUGAUUAUGUUUAAUGGUAUGGCAGAGAUGUCCAUGACAAUAGCAAAACUUCCGGUGUUCUACAAGCAACGAGACCUCCUCUUCUUCCCCGGGUGGGCUUAUGCCCUUCCUGGUUGGAUCCUUAAGAUCCCUAUAACCAUCUUUGAAUGCGCGGUUUUUACCUUCAUCACAUACUAUGUCAUUGGAUUUGACCCUAGUGUUGCAAGGUUGUUCAAGCAUUACCUCAUAUUAAUCCUCGUAAAUCAGAUGGCUUCUGCUCUAUUUAGAGCCAUUGGAUCAAUAGGGAGAAAUAUGAUUGUCGCGAAUACAUUUGGAGCGUUUUGUUUGCUAGCACUUUUUGCCUUAGGAGGAUUCGUUCUCUCACGAAACGAUGUCAAGCCAUGGUGGAUAUGGGGUUACUGGUCUUCACCUAUGAUGUAUGCUCAGAAUGCUAUACUUGUCAACGAGUUCCUUGGAAGUAAAUGGAAUAAAAUUCCUGCAGGGAAAACUGUAACACUUGGUGUCGAGGUCCUAACAGGACGAGGCUUUUUUCCAUAUGCGUACUGGUAUUGGAUCGGUGCAGCAGCAUUAGUCGGAUUUGUCCUUGUUUUCAAUGUCCUCACCAUUUUUGCUCUCACUUUUCUCAACCCAUUUGGAAAAGCUCAAGCAGUUCCGGACGAUGAAGAUGAAAAGAAGAACAAUAGAAGUGGUGGUGCUUUGGAGAUGACUUCCGGAAGGGCCUCUCAAGAAAAUGGAAAUGAAAUCGUUGUUGAAGCACCAGUGAAAAGGGGAAUGGUCCUUCCCUUCGAACAACAUUCCAUUACAUUUGAUGAAAUUCGAUAUUCAGUUGACAUGCCUCAGGAAAUGAAAGAACAAGGUGUGGUUGAAGAUAAAUUGGAACUUCUAAAAGGAGUUAGUGGAGCUUUCAGGCCUGGUGUUCUGACGGCUCUCAUGGGAGUUAGUGGUGCUGGAAAGACCACUCUUAUGGAUGUUCUUGCCGGUAGGAAGACUGGAGGAUACAUCGAUGGAGAUAUUAAGAUUUCAGGUUACCCGAAGAAGCAAGAAACUUUUGCUAGAAUUUCAGGAUACUGUGAGCAAAAUGAUAUCCACUCUCCCCAUGUCACUAUCCAUGAAUCUUUGCUGUACUCAGCUUGGCUUCGUUUGUCACCUGAUGUGGAUGUUAAAAAAAGAGAGAUGUUUGUGGAAGAGGUGAUGGAGUUGGUUGAGUUAACCACAUUAAGGGGGGCACUUAUUGGGCUACCGGGUGUGAGUGGUCUCUCAACAGAACAACGAAAGAGACUUACAAUUGCAGUUGAGCUAGUUGCAAACCCCUCUAUCAUCUUCAUGGAUGAGCCAACUUCAGGGCUUGAUGCUAGAGCUGCUGCUAUUGUGAUGAGGACUGUCAGAAACACAGUCGAUACAGGAAGAACUGUGGUUUGUACCAUUCAUCAACCUAGCAUUGAUAUCUUUGAGGCUUUUGAUGAGCUAUUCUUGAUGAGAAGAGGAGGUGAAGAAAUAUAUGUUGGACCCUUGGGACAUCAUUCUUCUGAACUAAUCAAGUACUUUGAGAGUAUCCAAGGAGUACCGAAAAUCACAGAUGGUUACAAUCCUGCGACAUGGAUGUUGGAGGUCUCAACUCCAGCACAAGAGGUAGCACUUGGAUUAGAUUUUACAGAACAUUACAGGAAUUCAGACCUAUACAGGAGAAACAAAGCAGUGAUUCAAGAGUUGGGAACGCCUCGACCUGGUUCACAGGACCUCUAUUUCCCUACUAUAUACUCCCAAUCAUUCUUCUCACAGGUUAUGGCUUGUUUGUGGAAACAACGCCUGUCCUACUGGCGUAAUACUCCUUACACUGCUGUCAGAUUUGUCUUUACCGUGGCUAUUGCUCUGACAUUCGGAACUAUCUUCUGGCAACUUGGAGGCAAAACGAGUAAACAACAAUAUCUAAUCAAUGCCAUGGGUUCGAUGUAUGCUUCUACCCUGUUUCUUGGAGUGCAAAAUGCAUCAUCUGUCCAACCUGUAGUGUCUAUUGAAAGAAGUGUCUUUUAUAGAGAAAAGGCAGCAGGAAUGUACUCAGCUUUGCCUUAUGCUUUCGCUCAGGCGUUGGUUGAGAUACCAUACGUCUUUAUGCAAGCAGCAACAUAUGGUAUCAUAGUGUAUGCUAUGAUCGGGUUUGAUUGGACCGCUGCCAAGUUUUUCUGGUACUUGUUCUUCAUGUUCUUCACUCUCCUAUACUUCACAUUCUACGGCAUGAUGGCUGUGGCAAUCACACCAAACCAUCACGUUGCUGCUAUCGUUGCUGCUGCUUUCUACGGAAUAUGGAACCUGUUCUCUGGAUUCAUUGUCCCCAAACCAAGAAUUCCUGUAUGGUGGAGAUGGUACUACUACCUUUGCCCAUUGUCUUGGACAUUGUAUGGAUUAGUAGCAUCACAAUUUGGAGACGUAACGGAUAGAGUCACAGAUAGCAUCUUUGAUCCGCCUACAGUGCAAAGAUAUAUCGAAGGCUACUUUGAUUUCAAGCAUGACUUCCUAGGGGGUGUCGCGGGGAUUGUCAUUGCCUUCACCAUCCUCUUUGCAACCAUCUUUGCUUUCGCCGUCAAGAACUUCAACUUCCAAAAGCGAUGAUAUAACCAUUUUGAAACAUACUUGAAUUGCCAUUUAAGGCAUAACUCUACAAGUAUACAUAAAUUUUUGUUAUUUUUGUUAAUUUUGUUAUUUUACUUAAUUUUGUACUAUAACAGAUUCUUUUCUUUUAGAUUUUAUGAGAUAAACGAUCGUAUAUAUGUAACAUGUAUAAUAGUAUAUAGCCAAGCAUUACAAUAAGAAUAAAGAUCUUAGUUCAAAUUUGAGUA
Molecule: messenger RNA, 5051 nt
Organism: Chenopodium quinoa (quinoa)
Lineage: Eukaryota; Viridiplantae; Streptophyta; Magnoliopsida; Caryophyllales; Amaranthaceae
Product: pleiotropic drug resistance protein 1-like
Exons: 21
Coding region: 520-4824 (1434 amino acids)
Cellular component (GO): membrane
Molecular function (GO): ATP hydrolysis activity; ATP binding; ABC-type transporter activity
Source: RefSeq, a predicted model, not a curated record